Pseudozyma hubeiensis SY62 is the source of this 1101-nucleotide messenger RNA. RefSeq lists its product as hypothetical. The transcript has a single exon. NCBI's taxonomy places the organism in Eukaryota, Fungi, Basidiomycota, Ustilaginomycetes, Ustilaginales, Ustilaginaceae. The coding region runs from base 1 to 1101 and encodes 366 amino acids. Gene Ontology annotation, cellular component: RNA polymerase III complex; nucleus. The record is from RefSeq and is a predicted model, not a curated record. Gene Ontology annotation, biological process: DNA-templated transcription.
AUGGCUGAAGCGCAUCACCCUCCUGGAGGAGGUGACGCAUCCAUGGAUCCUUCAACACCAGCUCAAAACGGAACAGCGCCGCCCCUCUCAACGACACUGCCAACAUCGUCGACCAGCGACCUCCCACCCGACUCGGAACUGGUUGCAUCCCUGCCAGUCUACCUCAGCAAGUCUCUCCUCGGCGACUCUUCUCUGCAUGUCUUCCAAUACCCAAUCUAUCCACGAGACAGACCGCUUCCGGUACCUUACUCGGCAGCUGCCCGAGGCCUCAAAGUGUCGAGCCGAUGGCGACCACGAGCCAACCGUGUGGAGGUGGAACUGCCGCUCGACGUUCGAGAGGAAGUGUACAACACGGAUCGAGGUACCGAGUUCGGGGCAGGAGCCGAAGUCUUGGCGCAAAAGCAGGCACGAGCUGACGCAGCACAUGGAGGUGCCGCAGCGACGUCUGAACCCGUCGCUUCCGGCAGCAGGAGUCGAGUCAAGCAGGAAAAGGAUCACGAAGCGCAGUCGAACCGCGGACCCAAGAAGCUCGAGAAGAUCAAGCUCGAGAGCACACAAGUUCCCAACGCUACCGAAUACAUGGUCGGCGUCAUCCGCGAUCAAGCGCUCCACCUCACCCGCCUCGAGUCGAUCGUGCAACUGCGACCCUCGAUGAACUACCUCGAUGCGUUGGACGAGGCGCGCGAAGCAGAAAAGCGUCGAGAUCGAGCUGCGCUAGCCGGUGAACUCGGUUCGGACGAGGAGGACGAAGACGAGCUGAUCGAGAUGGAGGCUUCCGGUGAAGGAUCUUCCCGAUCUAAAGCGAAGAAGGACGUCAAGAAGCCGACGGCACAGACGCUCAGUGUUGCGUUGCGCACCGAUCCGAAUGCGAAGAAACCAGGUGGGAUGAUGAUGGGCGGUGGCGGGACGAGCGAAGCGCGCGACCAGCUCAUGGCAGCUCAACGAGAGGCAGAUGCCGAACGCUGGAUCGAUCUGGAUUGGAGGGAGCAGGGUUCGCACGAGGCGCAGCAGAUCUUUGACGCACAGCUGUUUGCCGGGUCUAAGACCGCUUUGACGUGCAAGACCAGGCCCCGAGAUUACCUUUUGCAUGCCCUACCCUGA